Molecule: messenger RNA, 4193 nt
Organism: Pollicipes pollicipes
Lineage: Eukaryota; Metazoa; Arthropoda; Thecostraca; Pollicipedomorpha; Pollicipedidae
Gene: Cc2d2a
Product: Coiled-coil and C2 domain containing 2A
Exons: 28
Coding region: 185-3592 (1135 amino acids)
Biological process (GO): protein localization to ciliary transition zone; non-motile cilium assembly
Cellular component (GO): ciliary transition zone
Source: RefSeq, a predicted model, not a curated record
GCCGUCGGCCGCGCGCCGCCGUCUCUCCACCGGGCAGGAGACGUUCCGCAGCCACCUACAGCAGCGCGUCAGCAUCGCCGAGAUCAAGGGUCAGGGCCGACAGAGCCUCAAGACGAGGCCGCAGCCGCGCACCCGGUUCGACGCGCUGCGUGACGGCGCCACCUCGCGGCCGUACGAGGACUACAUGGGCAGCAGGCCGGCCGGCCAGUCGGGUCCGUCGGCGGUCGAAGCGUACGACUUCUUCUGCCGCGUCUGGGAGGACACCACCGAGGCCCAGAGACCGGCCACACCGCCGCCCGAUCCCGCAGAGGAGGGCGCCGGCGAGUCCCGGCCGCUGGUAGAGCUGCUGGGUGGUGAGGUGGAGCCGCUCACCCGUCACGUGCCCCCGCUGAUCCUCUCGCGGAAGGCACAGCGGGAGCGGGAGGCGGAGCUGUACUUCGCGCCGGCUCUGAUGCCCCCGGCCCUGGAGGAGCGGCUGCCCCCCGGCGGCCAGCUGCGGGACCUGGCCGAGGACGGCAUCUAUGUAGCGCACCGGCCGCUCCGUGUAUCGCGCAACCUGCACAAGCUGGAGAACCGGUUGCUGCGCCACUCGGGCAGGUCUUGGUUCGGCGAAGAUGGCCAGUUGAUCUGUCUCCCGGACCCGCUCCUAAACCGGCCCUGCCACCAUGACUACAAGGACGUGUCAGAUGACGUGCUCACAGACUACAUUCCAGCGUCGCUGGACCUGCUGAAGGCGGAGCCGGAGCCGCGAGGCGACCAAGACCUGCGGCUGCAGCUGCACGUGCACGUGCUGUCGGUGGAGCUGCUGCAGCACCCGCUCUUCUCGCGGCAGCACCAGGCGGCGGCGGCGCUCUCCGAGCUGCACGAGGAGUACACCAAGAUGGUGCGGGACGACACGGUGGAGCGGCUGACGCAGCGGCUGUCGAUCCUGCGCCGGUGGCGCGAGCUGAAGGGCCUGCGCGAGGACCAGGGCUUCAGCAGCACACCGCUGCGGCUGGUGGUGCGCGACCUGAGCGUGGACGCCGGCCAGGAGGCGGAGCGCUGGCGGCAGGAGCUCUACCAGCAGGAGCUGUCCGAAUGGAAGAAGCGACGCCACGAGCUGGCCGGCGAUAACCGGCGGCCGCCGGGCGAGCCCAGGCUGGCGUUCGAUCUGCUGGACACGCACCCGGUGACGGAGCUGGCUGACUGUCCCAAGUACGUCCGCCGCCCGGCCGACCCGCUGUCGGUGCGCGCGUUCGUCGGCGCGCGCGAGGUGAGCCGCACGCGCUCGCAGCCGCUCACACAGCAGAUGACGGCCGCGUUCGAGCAGCUGUUCGCCGUGCGGCUGCGCCACGCCCCCGACGCCGUCCAGCUGUGGGCGUGCGAGGAGGGCAGCCUCUCCAGCCGCACGGGCGAGGUGCUGGCACCGCCAGAUGCCGCCGGCGGCCUGGCAGUGGACGCCGCCCUGCUGCCCGGGCCCGACCCCAACGACCCGGCCGAGCUCGGCCUGACCGGCCAGGACCUGGCGAGCUUGCGCUGCCGCCUGCUGCGCCUGAGGCACGCCGGCGUGCCAGAGUUUCGCCACGUCACCAUGACGCCGCUGCGCGAGCAGCAGGUGCCGCAGCAGCUGUUCACGACGUACCAGAAGCGUCUGGAGGCGCAGUCGGACGCGGCGGAGGCGGUUGGUAACGGCGGCGGCGGCGGCGGCGGCGGUGGCGCGGAGUCCGCGCGCCGGUCGGUGCUGCAGUACCAGCUGCGCAUCAAGGAGAUGGUGGCUCGACGCUUCAGGGCGGCGCAGAAGCAUAAACGUCUCUCGGACGUGGUCCGCGAGGACCAGGUCCCCGACAUCGGGACGAUUGGGUCCGUGUUCGGCAGCCUGUUCUCCCCGCGUCGUCCCCUGAACCCGCCGCGGAGGCAGAAGAAGUCGCGUCCAUUCGUCGACAUCCAGGGUCAGGAGCUGCGCCUCAUAUGUCACGUGGUGCGCGCGUUCAACGUGCCAGUUCGCCGGGACGUGGACACAGUGCGGACGGACUUCAGCCGACCGGCCGCCGGCGCCGCCACAGUGGCCCAGUCCAGUCUGCUGCCCGAGGUGUCGGUGCGGCCGUUCAUGGAGCUCACCUUCCAGCGCCACACAGUUCGCUCGAACGUGGCUGAGGGCGCCAACCCCACCUGGAACCAGGACCUCAAGCUGCCUGUCACGAUGCCGGCCCACGAGUCAGCCGACCUCAAGUGCCUGGACGACGCCAUCUACCUGAGCCUACAGGACGAGGUGCUGGUCGACCUGCUGGAGGACGACCGCCAGGUGGACACCAACAUCCACCAGCGGAUCGAGCGGCGCUGGCUGGCCGAGCUGCGCAUCCCCUUCUCCACGCUUUACAUCAACGGACGGGUGGAGGGCACGUUCCGCCUGAACACGCCGCCGCUGCUGAUCGGCUACGAGUGUGACGUCACGGCGCGUGGCACCGUGUUCCACCUGACCGAGAGCCUGCCGACCGGCCAGUCGGGCACGUACGUCACCGUCUUCAUGACACUGGAGCCGCCCCUCAACAUCCCGCCCAUGGUGCAGGAGCGGCUGGACAGUAUGGAGUCGGAGAAGCUGCUAGACCACUGCGAGGCGUGGACGCGUGACUACCAGCGGGCGUUCGCCGGGCGUCGGGUGCGCUGCACAGUGAUGGACGUGACGGGCCGCUCGGCGCUCGUCUGCCGCUACAUCCGGCCCCUGCGGCCACCGGACGCCGUGCUAGCCGGCUCCUCCAACGAGGACGACCAGGCGCGCAUCGUGGCCCGCUUCGUCUCGCUCAUCCCCAACAUCUCGGACGUCAACUUUUUCUCCGGCAUGUACGACCUCUGGACCACCUGCCAGGAAUUUCUGGACAUGCAGGCUGGUGACGAGGAGGAGCACGCCAUUCUCCUUUGCAACUUCUUCCUGUAUCUCGGCAAGCGAGCCUACCUGGUGCUCGGCUCGGGAAUCCCGGAGGGCCAGACGGCGUACGUGCUGACGGACGAGGCGACGGACCGCUUCCUGUGGAACCCGUGUUCCGGCCAGCGCAGCAGCGUCACCGAGAGUUUCAGCUACCUGCAGAACGUCGGCUGCCUCAUCAACGCAGACAACGUGUGGGCCAACACGCAGGUGUACGGCCACCCGGCCGGCAUGGCGUUCGACGUCAACCUGGUGCGCGACUGGCGGCCGCUAUUCUCGAGCCGCCACCCGGCGCCGGCCGACCGGCUGGAGCGCCGACUGCGCGAUCUGCUGCAGGCCUGGCGGCAGCGCUCCAAAUGGACGCUGUGGAACGGGUCGUGCUCGAAGGCGUUGCGGCGUAUGCUGCCGCUGCUGGAGCGGUCCACCUUCACACCGGCGCUGACCCCGACCCAGCUGGCCGACGAACAGACCCGGAUGCUCGCCAACAUACACGCCACGUACAAGGUGUGCGGCGUGCCGUUGAACGUGCCGUACCACUCGCACGAGGCCGUCGUCGAGUCGCUGUUCGCCCUGGGCGUGCACAAGAACGACAGCCGCGACGCCGAGUUCGCGCUGGCCGUCCACAUGGAGCCGUACCCGAGCGACAUCGUCUCCGUCUGGGUGUACGUAGCUGCGCUCACCAAGCGCCGCUGAGCGCAGAGACAUCUGGUGACAAUUGACGGAACGUGACAGUCGCCGGAGCUACGACGGAUGCCGCGUCGGCGGCCGCAGCGACUCGAAUGCUCGUUGUCUGGUGCUCGUUGUCGAUGUCUAUCCUCCUUGAUGAGAAGAACUGCUGAUGUGUGUGGUGAACGCGUCAUUUUGCGAUCGCCGAGUGGGUUGCGUGCGACUCAAAUUGAACAACCAGUUUAUCAACAAGACUGGACAAGGUCUUCAAGUUGUUGCCAACUUCUAGUCAUUAGCAUUCCAUCCAUUUCCACUCAGUGGACCUUUCUAGUCAGCUGGUUGCAGCUUUUUUACUUAAAAUUGUGUUAUGUGUAUGUCUAGUCGUGAACCAGCCCGUGUACCUGUCCCGAUCUCGUAGUAUGGCACUGAUGUGAAGACGCUUGAUGUGAACGGCGCUUGCUUUGUAGUAUUUGGCAUGACACGCGUGUUCUGCACGUAACCGCACGAAUGCUGCUGAAUAUUAUUCUGCGUUUGGCUGACUGUAUUUGAAUUAUCCAGGCUGAAUCUGUAUUCGGACUAUCCGUAACUGGUCCUUCGUUUGCGCUAGAGUGCUGAUGAAAUACGGCGU